AUGCCAUCAUUAUAUCGACCACGAAGAGGUGGUUCAAUUGAGAUUGUAUCAGAGAAAGCUGCUUCGGACAUACUAGUCGAUUUAAACAAAAGACCCGGUUCAGCAGAAUUCGUUGAGCCCGCAGAUAAAUUCAUAAAUGAGUACAUACAGCAAAAUUCAAAACGAAUACAAAGUGCUUCAUCAAGCGAAAGAACUGCUUCCUCAUCCUUGUCAAAUGACGGCGAUUUAAAUGAGCAACAAGAAACAAAAAAAAACCAACGACGUUCAUCGCGUCAUGCUAGUGCACAUCGAUUGUUUGAAGUUAGCGAAUGGGAAGAACAACAGAAACGAUUAAAACAAAGACUUCAAACAGGUGAAACAAAUACAACAUGUUCCUAUGAUGAAAUCAAAGCUAAAACUGAAGAACUUCUAAAAGAUUAUGAACAACUAAUACCUAAAUAUGAUUUUGAAACACUUCGUCGUCGAGAAUUCAUCUAUCGACACUAUCGCUGUAAUGUACGUGAGCCAUUUCUAGUGGCGAAAAUUCAACAGUUUCAACAGCUGGAAAAAACGCGUACCGAUAGAAAGCGAUUCAAAACUCAACAAUACAAUCAAUAUCUUCAAUUCAUUAACAAACAUCGAUUUAUUACACAAGACGAUUAUGAUAAGCAUGAGUAUGAUGCAAUGGCUAAAUAUGAUGACAAAUCCGAAGAGAUUCACACAGUCGUGCUAUCAGAUCCAACUCUUCUUCCCUAUCACAAAUGGAUAAGUGAACGUCGUACACUCUCGUCUAUAGAAUGUCGAAGUCAAUCACAAAAAACUGUCGAUCCUCGUCGUGUAGUUUCGGAGCAAGGCUUCCGUUCUUACCAUCGAACGGCAACACCUCUUUUGAACGGUCGUUCACCACAAUCUGCACUAUCUUGGCAAUUGCAUGAUCAAACAAAUAUUGAUUCUCCUGUCAGACGUUUAGCAAGUGCUAAAUGUUAUCAUAUUGAACAACAAUCACAGAAUCCAACAAAUUUUGAUCCUACUGAUCGGUCGCUGUCGUAUCUACGUCAUCGUUCUGCAUCAUCGUCGACUAUUACUGCAUGA
Rotaria socialis is the source of this 1071-nucleotide messenger RNA. Lineage: Eukaryota; Metazoa; Rotifera; Eurotatoria; Philodinida; Philodinidae. The record is from the annotation of a GenBank genome assembly.